Macadamia integrifolia is the source of this 3059-nucleotide messenger RNA. Its product is annotated as pentatricopeptide repeat-containing protein At4g02750-like. Lineage: Eukaryota; Viridiplantae; Streptophyta; Magnoliopsida; Proteales; Proteaceae. The record is from RefSeq and is a predicted model, not a curated record. Gene Ontology annotation, biological process: RNA modification. The transcript is spliced from 2 exons. The coding region runs from base 606 to 2849 and encodes 747 amino acids. Gene Ontology annotation, molecular function: protein binding; RNA binding.
GGUCUUUCACAAAACCUUUUACCUUCUCUUUUCUUGGCAUAUGAAGUCCAAACACAGCCUAAAAGGGCAAAGAGGAAAAGUGAAUAUCAAAUUACCCUAUUGCCCUACAUUUAAAACCUCCCUUUCUCUUGCCUGUAACUCAUUCGAUCUUUCGUCUUUCCUUUCAUCUUCUACCUUCAGCAUUCAAUACCGAGAGAACAGGGAAUGAACCGAGCAGUAGCUACUGCUCUAACGAGUUGCGAGUGUUCGAGUCUUCGAAGUGCCGGCAGCCCUGGCCCCCUUCUCUUCCGAAGACGUUCAGGCCUUGCAGCACCGGCGUUGGAGGAGGUGUUAUAAAAUUGAGUCCAACUGAGUCUUACCAAUUUAAUCAGCAUCGAUAGAGACGGUCCAAUGCCUGAUUCUUUGAGUUUUAAAGCUUUCAGUUCUUACUGGUUAGGCCUCGGUUCAUGUUCAUUCACCAUUGUCCCGGCUUCAAGCCUGAGAAAGAUCGUCAAACUCAAAUUCCAAUCCAACGGUUUUUGCAUGGUAUCCUACACAUAGAACUUUCCCAUUAAUUUCCAGAUCCAAAUUUCGAGGUAAUUACUUUUCCUCCCAUCUGCAGUGCUAUGAGAUCGGCUGUGAAAUCAAUUGGUGAGAGUGGAAGCCUUGUGUUUAAUCAAAAUCUGAAAAUAGCCCAGUUGGGAAAAUGUGGUCAAAUCGAAGAAGCCAUCAAAAUCUUCGAGAGAAUGGUGAAUCGAAAUACUGUGACAUGGAAUUCAAUGAUCUCGGCCUAUGCCAAGAACGGCAGAAUCACUGAUGCAAGGCGCCUUUUUGAUCAAAUGCAUUCAAAGAACCUGGUCUCUUGGAACACGAUGAUAGCAGGGUACUUACAUAAUGAUCAAAUCCAUGAAGCUGCUGACUUGUUUGGCAAAAUGCCCAAAAGAGAUAUAUUUUCGUGGACUCUGAUGAUUACUUGCUAUACUCGAAACGGGGAGCUUCAGAAAGCAAGAUAUUUCUUUGAUCGGCUUCCAGAUAAGAGAAACCUGGUUUGUUGGAAUGCGAUGAUCACAGGUUAUGUGAAGAACCAACGGCUUGAAGAGGCUCGGAGAUUAUUUGAUCAGAUGCCAGUGAGGGAUAUGGUCUCAUGGAAUUCAAUGCUUACAGGGUAUACCCAGAACGGAGAGAUAGGUAUGGGAUUGAAAUUUUUUGACCAAAUGGAAGAGCGAGAUGCAGUUUCUUGGAAUUUAAUGCUUGAUGGGUUUAUUCAGGCUUGUGAUCUGGACUCAGCUUGGCUGUUCUUUCUGAGAAUUCCUAGCCCGAAUAUAGUUUCAUGGGUGACAAUGUUAAGUGGCUAUGCAAGGAAUGGUCAGAUUGCUGAAGCACAGAGAAUUUUUGAACAAAUGCCUGAGAAAAAUGUGGUUGCUUGGAAUGCCAUGCUCGCCGGUUAUGUGCAAAAUGGUGAAAUUGACGAGGCUAUUAGAUUAUUUAAACAAAUGCCAGAGAGUAAUUCUGUGUCAUGGACUACCAUGAUCAAUGGGUAUGUUCGUGUUGGGAAGCUUAGUGAAGCGAGGGAGUUACUAAAUAGUAUGCCUUACAAGAAUGUUGCAGCUAAAACUGCCAUGAUUUCGGGGUAUGUGCAGAGCAUGAGAAUGGAUGAAGCUCGUGACAUCUUUGACAGUGUAGGUUCUCGAGAUGUUGUCUGUUGGAACACAAUGAUUGCAGGCUAUGCCAUGUGUAGGAGAAUGGAUGAAGCAAUCAAACUGUUUAAGCAAAUGCACAAAAAGGAUAUAGUUUCUUGGAAUACAAUGAUUGCUGGUUAUGCUCAGGAAGGUCAAAUGGAUAAAGCACUACAUAUCUUUGACGAGAUGGUGGAGAGAAACACUGUUUCAUGGAAUUCUAUGAUUUCAGGUUUCACCCAAAAUGGGCUCUGUACUGACGCACUUCAGCACUUUGUCUUGAUGGUGAGAGAGGGUAAGAAACCUGAUCAGUCUACAUUUGCCACUAGUCUCAGUGCUUGUGCCAACCUUGCAGCUCUACAAGUAGGCAAGCAACUUCAUCAUCUUGUUAUGAAGUUAGGUUAUGUUCAUGACUUGUUUGUUGGGAAUGCUUUGAUCACUAUGUAUGCAAAGUGUGGAAGAGUGUUGAGUGCAGACCAAGUCUUCAAUGAUAUUAGUAGUGCUGAUAUAAUUUCUUGGAAUUCUCUGAUUGCUGGGUAUGCAUUGAAUGGCUAUGGGAAAGAGGCCAUUCAGCUCUUUCAAGAGAUGGAGAUGGUAGGGGUUGCUCCUGAUCAGGUCACCUUUGUUGGGCUUUUAUCUGCAUGUAGUCAUGCUGGAUUGAUUGACCAGGGUUUAAAACUGUUUAAAUCUAUGACUGAUGAUUUCUCCAUUGAACCUGUGGCUGAGCAUUAUGCCUGCAUGGUUGAUUUGCUUGGCCGGGCUGGUCGGCUAGAAGAAGCUUAUCAACUGGUAAUGAAAAUGCCAAUCAGGGCCAAUGCAGGAACAUGGGGUGCAUUGCUUGGGGCAUGCCGGAUGUACAGAAACUUAGAACUGGGGAAGUUUGCUGCUGAAAAGCUUUCUGAAUUUGAACCUCAUAAGACUUCAAAUUAUGUGCUCUUGUCAAACAUACAUGCUGAGGCAGGCAGAUGGGAGGAGGUGGAGAGAGUGAGGGUGCUGAUGAAAGAACAAGGAGUGGAAAAGCAACCUGGUUGCAGCUGGAUUGAGGUGAAGAAUCAAGUCCAUACAUUCAUCUCCGAUGACCCAGCACUACCAAGGGCAGCAGACAUCUGUGAGAUGCUGAGAAAUCUAACAGAACAGAUGAAAAGUAGAGGCUAUAUGCUUGACAUCAAUUUUUCACUGCUUGAUUGUGGAUGAGUGAUUGUUGCUGAACCCUCAUCCCUCAAAUAUGUGCUUUUUUUUCUCUUCUUUCCCUCUCAUAAAGAAGUCAUGGAGGUAUUUUUGUUGGUAGUUCUAUACUCUCAAGAGGCAUCUUGUAUUUUACAGAUUUGUGUAACUUGUACAGUUUUUUACCAGGAUUCCCCUGGUAAAGUGUAUAUAUGAUGGGGCUUAGCCUCCUUUUCUUCA